UGCACCGACUACCAAACAUGCAUUUGAAUUAAAUGGAAGCUACUGGGAAAUUCGAAGGGAUUCUUCUGUGAAAGCUAUUGUGCGAUGGAAGUUAUAUGAAAACGGCUUUUAAACAUUGCAGUAGAUUUUUAGGUGCUCGUUAACAUUUUAUAAGUGAAAUGGAUUGGUUAUAUUUUUGGGAAGGUGAAUAGUUCUUUGUGCCAACUUUGAUUUUUUCCUUUGAAGAAUGGAUCAAAUAAAAUAAAAACUUAAAUGUGGCGUUACGCUGGUUCCUAAGAAUGGCAUUAAUGAAGGCGAACUUCAGCUGUCUGGAUAGUGUCUCCCGUGGAAACAACUGCCUCCCUGCCAGGAGCACGUCUCCCGGGGUAGCGGCCACCCUCGCCGGCGUGCUGAUCUUCACCACCGUGGCUGAUAUCGUUGGAAAUCUACUGGUUAUCCUAUCCGUGUACAGGAACAAGAAACUCAGGAAUGCAGGUAACCUCUUUGUGGUCAGUCUUUCUGUCGCUGACUUGGUGGUGGCACUGUACCCCUACCCAUUGGCUUUGUUCGCUAUCUUCCAUAAUGGCUGGACAAUGGGUUCCCUGCACUGCCAGCUGAGUGGGUUUGUUAUGGGACUGAGUGUGAUCGGCUCGGUUUUCAACAUCACUGCAAUCGCCAUCAACCGUUACUGCUACAUCUGCCACAGUUUCCGCUAUGACCGGCUGUAUUCUCGUCGAAACACCUGUCUGUACCUGCUGCUCACUUGGAUGCUAACCGCUCUGGCCACCGUGCCCAACUUCCUUGUUGGUUCCCUAAAAUACGACCCACGCGUCUUCUCCUGCACAUUCACCCAGACAGCAAGCUCUUCUUACACUGUCUGCGUUGUUCUGAUUCACUUCCUUGUUCCUCUGGGUGUGGUUUCUUUCUGCUACUUGCGCAUAUGGACAUUGGUGAUUAGGGUCAAAAGUCGUGUCCGCCCCAAUCCAAAAGUCAGAGCGGCCGACCUGAGGAAUUUCUUGACGAUGUUUGUGGUGUUUGUGCUGUUCGCCGUGUGCUGGGCACCCCUGAACUUGAUUGGGCUCGCCGUGGCGGUUAACCCAGCAAGAGUGGCACCGAAUGUCCCAGAGUGGCUGUUUGUUACCAGCUACUUCAUGGCAUAUUUCAACAGCUGUCUGAAUGCUGUUGUCUAUGGGUUGCUUAACCAGAACUUCAGGCAAGAGUACAAACAGAUUCUCCGUGCUCUCUGCACCCCAAGAGCACUGUUCACUGAAAGUUCCAGGUACAACACUGAAGCCAUAAAGAGCAAACAUUCACCGGCAGGAACCAAUAACAAUGUGAAAGACACCAAUAUGUACAAGGGUGGAGUAACACACACUCUUUUAUAGUAGAUCACUCACCAUUUACAGUAAACGAACAACCACAAUGUUAGAGUACAAUGGAGUUAAAGGCACACCAGGGUAACAUGCGCAUUUUGUUUUAUUUUUCAAGAUCACCACGGCACUUUUCUAAACAUCCAUGGUUCACUAUGCUCCAGGAAAUUUGACUGAUCCUUGACUCAGCAGAUAAAGUAAAUUUUGCACUACACUGACCUAACAUAUAUAUAUAU
Carassius auratus (goldfish) is the source of this 1585-nucleotide messenger RNA. RefSeq names its product melatonin receptor type 1B-like. The coding region runs from base 279 to 1364 and encodes 361 amino acids. Gene Ontology annotation, molecular function: melatonin receptor activity. Gene Ontology annotation, cellular component: plasma membrane. The record is from RefSeq and is a predicted model, not a curated record. Gene Ontology annotation, biological process: G protein-coupled receptor signaling pathway. The transcript is spliced from 2 exons. NCBI's taxonomy places the organism in Eukaryota, Metazoa, Chordata, Actinopteri, Cypriniformes, Cyprinidae.